Molecule: messenger RNA, 645 nt
Organism: Ctenocephalides felis (cat flea)
Lineage: Eukaryota; Metazoa; Arthropoda; Insecta; Siphonaptera; Pulicidae
Product: single-stranded DNA-binding protein, mitochondrial-like
Exons: 4
Coding region: 122-556 (144 amino acids)
Biological process (GO): mitochondrial DNA replication; positive regulation of helicase activity
Cellular component (GO): mitochondrial nucleoid
Molecular function (GO): single-stranded DNA binding
Source: RefSeq, a predicted model, not a curated record
AGAAAAUAACCAGAUCACAUUUUCCGAAAUUAACUUUAGGUUAAAAAAUACUGUGAAAUUCCUAUAUUACAUAUUAGUUCAUUAAUGCUUAAUAAAUAGUAUUCAGGAAUCUAUUACAAAAAUGUUCUCUCUAAAGCUUGCCAAUGUUGUUAAAAACGCAAAAAUACAAAAUUCAUUCAAGAUUCUUUCAUGUUCUGCGAGUAAUAAUGAGCCUACGAGAAUAGAAAAAUCUAUAAACAAUGUCACUUUACUCGGAAGGGUUGGGGCAGAGCCACAAAAAAGAGGAAGCGAAGAGCAUCCUGUAGUCACAUUCUCUGUUGCUACUCAUUCAAAUUACAAAUACGAAAGUGGUGAACUAUUGCAAAAAACAGACUGGCAUCGAGUUUGCGUAUUCAGACCUUCCUUGCGAGAGUCCGUAUACAACCAUCUAAAAAAGGGACAAAGAGUUCAUGUCACCGGGCGAAUCAGUUACUCAGAAAUUAAUGGAGAGGAUGGCAAACCGAGACAUACAACUUCCAUAAUAGCAGAUGAUGUGAUAUUCUUUCAAAUGCAUUAGAUUUAAGUAUAUAUAGCUAACUAGUAUUUUCUAAAAUAGAUACAAAAUGAAUUUUUAUGUAUAAGUGUUUUAUAAAUACACAUAUUUUA